GUCCCUUUCCCUCCUCACCCUCAAACCUUGAAAUCGGUGAAUAUAAAAUAAGCAAAUCAGGUGCCACAGGCAUCGUUCCUCCAGGCAUUCGACAAUGAAGACUUUUUACUUGCUACUAGCCCUGAUAUUACUGGUGGCAGCCCUGAUGGCCAACGCACAGGGCGGAUUUGGAGCUCAAGGGGGUGGACGAGGGGGCGGAGGUCACGGUGGAAGGCAUGGUGGACAUGGUGUGGGAAGACCAGGAGGAUUCGGUGGACGAGGACAAGGCGGAUUCGGUGGGGGAAGAGGAGGAGGUGGAAGAGGUGGACAUGGUGGAUUCGGGGGACAAGGCGGAUUCGGUGGGGGAAGUGGACGAGGUGGAAGAGGAGGACAAGGUGGAUUCGGGGGACACGGUGGACGAGGACAAGGCGGAUUCGGUGGAGGAGGUGGAAGAGGAGGACGGGGUGGAAGGGGUUAAGUCAGUCAUGCUGAAAAGGACUUUGUUGACGCACGAGAAGAAAAUUUUGUACAUAGUAUGAAAUAAAAUGUACUUCAUCUGCA
Messenger RNA from Ornithodoros turicata, 540 nucleotides. RefSeq names its product major centromere autoantigen B-like. Bases 216 to 518 code for a protein of 100 amino acids. NCBI's taxonomy places the organism in Eukaryota, Metazoa, Arthropoda, Arachnida, Ixodida, Argasidae. The record is from RefSeq and is a predicted model, not a curated record. The transcript has 2 exons.